UUGUUCGGGGCAGUGCAUACAGACACUCGCAUACAGUGCGUCAGAAAGGUGAGGGAUCUGAAAGCGCCCGACAAGCCUGGAGAUUAAACGAGAGAGAGAGGGACGAACUUCUACACCUUGAUUCUGCUGGAAAAUCUCCUUGAAAUGCAGUUUUGACUGAGGCACCGUUUCCACACCGAAGCUUUAAUGGGGAGUUGUGUAAGCCAUUACAGCGGCCAGGUGAAGAAGGAGGGGGGGCUGAAGGAGACAGUCCGUGCUCCUUUUGAAAACAUACAACAGCCCUCGUGGGAGGAGUCUGCCAGUAGAUCUGGCAACCAGCGAUCAGUCAUUAACAAAAACCUGGCAGUGUCCAAUGAGGUAGCCAUCCAGUCCCUGUGCCCUGCAUCCAACGCUAGCAGCCCCACCUACACCAACCUAGGACUUUUCAGGGUCAACAUGACCCCAGAGAAGAAGCCCCGAAACAACAAUCCUUCAGAGAGGAUCUUAGGUCCUGUUGACCCAAUGAGUUCAGACAGCAGCUCCAGUUUUGCACCACCUCUUCUGCCCAAGAAGACCCCAGUUGUCACCAUGAUAGGUCUUGCAGAGAAGGAUCAAGGUUCACUGAAACUGCCCAGUACUACAAGCCGGCAAGGUGAAGCCAACCUGAGUGUCGUAAACCCCCUGUACUCCACCUGGGACGCGAACAGCCAUGACUCCUUUGAGUCACAGCCUCUGGAGCAGGAAUUCCAGUAUACCUCGGAGCUGUCAAACCUAGUGAAGGGGCGGCCAGCAAACAGCCUAUCCUGCCUGAUUUCCUCUGCCAUCCCCUCCUUUGAGGGGAACAGGAGGGGUGCCCGCAGCACAGAGUCCCUGCUGACCUCGGGUCGGCGAGCAGUGAGGGAGCCUGUAGCCAGGCCCCAGACGCAGCCACUUUUCAAGGGCAUGGAGAACUGGGAGGAGAUGAGCUCCCGGAUCCGCCGGCUGCACAGGGACAUGCUGCGUAAACUGGCCGGCAGAUGUGAGGAGCGCUUUAUGGGCAGACCCAGUGAGCGCCUGCACUUUGCCAUGGACAGCUGGACUGACUUCAGGCUCACUGGCAGCAAGCCUUGCUGCGAGUCCGCAGAUGCAUUCUACUACACCGCCACCUGCGCCAAGGAGCCGCAAGUCACCUACGCAAUCAAGGUGUGCAGGAGCAGAGGGAAAGACGGCCAGCGGCAGCACCUCCACAGCGUGGCCAUCAGGCAGGGCAUGGCGCCGCACUUCAACAUCCAGCAGGACUGCGGUCACCUCCUGGCCAAUCUGCCCCCUCGCCUGCUACCUGGGCAGGAGGAAGAGGGCAAGGAUGGAGGUUGGAACGGGCACACCCAGGGACAGCCUCAGGACAGCAGGAUGGUGGGCAGCCUCCACAGCAGAAUGGUGAUCAUCACCCCUGAGGUCCCCUUCCAAACGGCAGCAGACUUUGUGCGGGAGGGGGUGGGACGACACGGGCAGAACCCGGAGCUGUAUGAGCGUCAGGUGUGCUUGCUGCUGCUCCAGAUGUGCCAAGGCCUGGAGCAUGCUAAGAUGCAUCAGGUCACCCACUGCAACCUGAAGCUGGAGAACCUGCUGCUGGUUACGUGUCAGCCCCGGGGCCGGGAUGGUGUGGGGCAGGGCGGCGGAGACGAAGAACCAGCCUCCGCCUCCACCUGCCCCGCCCAACUCCUCAUUAGCAACUUCACUCAGGCCAAGGUGAUGAACCAGCUGGCGGAGCCCGACAUGAUGGGGGACAGGUCCCGCUUUGCCCCAGAGAUCCUCGCAGGCACCCAGUACAGGAAAUGCGACGAGUUUCAGGCAGGGAUCCUGAUCUACGAGAUGCUCCACCUACCCAAUCCCUUCGAGAAGGUCCCCGAGCUCAAGGAGAUGGAGUACAGCCCUGCUGACCUGCCCCCGCUCCCCGCCCGCUCUCUCUACUCAAAAGGCCUACAGCCGCUAGCCUUCAUGCUCCUCCGCGCCAAUCCCUCGCAGCGCAUGGAGAUAGCAGAGGCCCGGGCGUACCUCCAGUGCCUGCUUUGGGGCCCUCGGGAGGAUCUCUUCCAGGCGCUGGCCGCCAACCCGGACCCAGCCAGCAGGGAGGCCAUCAUGCAGAGCUGGCUGGACCUAAAACAGACACUAAUGAUGAUCAAGUUCGCAGAGCGCUCCCUGGACACUGCUGGCGGGGUGAGCUUGGAGGACUGGCUCUGCUGUCAGUACCUAGCCUUUUCUACCACAGACUCGCUGAAUCAUGUGGUCAGGGCGGUCCAAAAUGCACAGCAGCAGCAGAAAAAGCACCUGUGAGCUCAUUACUUGCAUCUCUUUUUAGAUAUAGUCCUCAUCACUUGUGCAGUACCGGCUGAACACAUCAAAGAUUCAUGUUGCUGCGGUUGAGAGUCUCCUUCCACCCCUUAGAUGUUCAGCUGCGCUCUGAUUUUGCACGCUCCUUUUUUGCUUCCUGAUUCAGCUUUUGAUGUCAGUCUUUUAAAAGGUCAUUUCUAUAGUGUCUGUAAUAGACGAGGCCUCGUAUAAAUGGUGUUAGAUAAUUUAACGCUAGGAACUGUUUAGCCUAUUUUUUUGCAAAAUAUGUUUGUGGUAACGUGGAGGUGUGGACCUGCAUGAAAUCCAUGAUAGAACUUAUUGAUAUCAGUGAUUUCAAUAUAUUUACAUCUGGCAGUGUUGUGAGAACAGUGACUGAUGCUGUGUGAUUUCCAAAGAAGCUUCACUCCUACAUAAUCCUCAGUGUUUUGAGUAUAUUUUUUGGCAGGUUGACUUUGAUACUGUAUGUGGGAAAAUUACCAAAUGACCAGUUGAAUAAACAAGCUUGAGUAUUUUGAAUGGCA
Messenger RNA from Paramormyrops kingsleyae, 2831 nucleotides. Its product is annotated as inactive tyrosine-protein kinase PEAK1-like. Gene Ontology annotation, molecular function: protein kinase activity; ATP binding. Gene Ontology annotation, biological process: protein phosphorylation. NCBI's taxonomy places the organism in Eukaryota, Metazoa, Chordata, Actinopteri, Osteoglossiformes, Mormyridae. The record is from RefSeq and is a predicted model, not a curated record.